Oncorhynchus masou masou (cherry salmon) is the source of this 5354-nucleotide messenger RNA. It is a transcript of the gene ecm2, whose product is annotated as extracellular matrix protein 2, female organ and adipocyte specific. The coding region runs from base 416 to 2794 and encodes 792 amino acids. Gene Ontology annotation, molecular function: heparin binding; protein binding; collagen V binding. The transcript is spliced from 11 exons. NCBI's taxonomy places the organism in Eukaryota, Metazoa, Chordata, Actinopteri, Salmoniformes, Salmonidae. The record is from RefSeq and is a predicted model, not a curated record. Gene Ontology annotation, biological process: extracellular matrix organization; positive regulation of cell-substrate adhesion. Gene Ontology annotation, cellular component: extracellular matrix.
AGGGGUAAAGCUACACCUCUGUUGUUGCAGAGUAGUGUACCAAACACCACCAUUGUGUUAACUUAGCUAGUAAUUACAAGAGAAAAUGACCCCUCUCUCUCUCACAACACUGUCUUUGUGUAUUUUCUAGUCUUUUAAGUGACCUGCUGUCUCUCUGAUGCUACAGCGUUCAGCUUUUCAGACUUCUAACCUUUGUCUUCUGUUAGGCAAGGCUUGGCAUCCCCCAGGCUUCUCUGAGCGGAGCAUAACAGGCUUGUCUCCCUCUCUGUCUGUUUAAAACAUUUAUCUCCUCGGCAGCUCAGAGCCUGCAGAGGGAGAGUACACUGUCCUACAGCUGGUCUGGGAGAGGGAGGAAAUAACUUGGCAUUGCGACAGACAGACACACAUCCUGCAACACGUUGACUUCUGUUCUGCUAUGGAGCGCUGGGUUCUCCUCUCUCUGUCUCUCCUGGUCUGCCUGUAUCUGGAGGUGGCUGGAGCUGGGGCCCGGGACCAGAGAGGGCUGGCUGGCCAGGGCAACGGGAGGAGGAGAGGGCCAGGGGGCGCAGAGCACAACCAGCUCCAGGGAGUAGGACUAGGACGGGGAAAGAGGAGGAAGGCAGGAGGGCCCGGGAAAGGGAGAGCCAGGGGGAACAGGGACAAUCAGAGAUCAAAACCCCCCCUGGGUCUGACGAGGCUGGGGAGUCUUCCACCCAACGCAGGAGGAGAUGGAGGGACGAGGAUGGGGAGUCUUCCACACAACGCAGGAGGAGACAGAGGCUCUAUUUUCAUUGAGUCGUACAAGAGUGUUGACGAGAGAAAGUCUAACUACAAUGUAAUCCCAGGUAAACGGGGACAGUGUGUGUACCAGGGCAUCACCAUGUUUGAGAAAGCUGUCUGGUCCCCCAAGCAGUGUGUUACCUGUCUGUGUAGCGGAGGGGAGGUGGUCUGUGACGAGAUCCUUUGUCCCCAGCUACGAUGUCACUACCCCUACACUCCCACUGGGGAGUGCUGUCCUGUCUGCAUGGAUACAGUUCCCAACGACCCCAGCGACCAUGUGAACCCUGACCUUGACCCCGCCGUGCCCCGCUCCCAGGGCGAGAUCGAACUCUUCUUGAAGAGAGAGGAGGAGGAGCACAGGGAGGAGGAGGCACGUCUUCUCAAGAAGGACGCCGAGAAAAAGAGGAGGAAGAAACAGAAGAAGGAGGCUGAGAGACAGAGGAGUCUGCAGGAGGAGAGGAGUCUGCAGGAGGAGAGGAGGCUGCAGGAGGAGAGGAGUCUGCAGGAGGAGAGGAGGCUGCAGGAGGAGAGGAGGCGCGAGGAAGAGCGGCUGCAGAUGGAGAAGGAGGCAGAGAAGGCAGAGAAGAGGCAGGAGGAAGCAGAGGCGGCCAUGAAGGAGCAGGGAAGGAAGCUGGAGGAGGAGAGGAGGAGACACGAGGAGGACCUGAAGGAGAACCUCAGGGAGCUAGAGGAGGAAGAAGAAGAGGAGAGGGAGCAGGAAGACAUGGAGUGGCUGUUGAGAGGAGAUGUUUUCCAGAUCUUUCCAGAGGAGCCGAUCGAAGAGGACCUCCUUACACCUCCCCUAGCCGAGCACACUGAGAAACAAGAGGAGGAUGGAGGAGAGGAGUGGGGAGUGGUGGUACGCAGACCUGGGAACACCCUCCCGUUAGGUUGUGAUAUCUCUGAUGUCAUCGUGACGUGUGAGAACGCUCAGCUGACCAACUUCCCUCCCCUGAACAUCCCUGAACUCAAGUCUCUGAGCCUGGAGGGUAACGCCAUCACAACCAUCCCAGUGGGGGCGUUCAAUGGUAUCCCCAACCUGGAGUGGAUUAACCUGAGCAAGAACAAGUUGGUGACUUCAGGCAUUGCCCCACGUGCCUUCAAAGGCCUGAAGACCCUGAGCCGUCUGUUUCUGGACAACAACCUCCUCGAGACGGUUCCAACAGAUCUCCCAUCAACACUACAGGAACUCAAGAUCAAUGAGAACCACCUCAAAGGCAUCGAGGAGAACAGCUUCCAAGGUCUGAGUAGCCUGUUGAUCUUGGAGUUGGAGGGAAAUGUCCUGCACGAAGGGAACGUGGAUCACCAAGCUUUCAGUCCCCUCUCUCAGCUCUCUUACCUACGUCUGGGCAGAAACCACUUCAGGACCGUCCCCCAGGGCCUGCCUCCAUCUCUACUGGAGGUUUAUCUUGAGAACAACCUGAUAGAAGAGAUAUCCGACUGCGUCUUCAACCAAACCACUAACCUGAACGUGAUCUCACUGAGACACAACAGACUGGAGGAGUCCAGGAUAGCACCUCUGGCAUGGAUCAACCACAAGAACCUGGAGUCCAUUGACCUGUCCUACAACCAUCUGUACCUGGUCCCAUCCUACCUGCCCAGAGCUCUGGUCCACCUGGUCUUGGUAGGGAACCAGAUUGAGAGGAUACCAGGGUUUGUGUUCGCCCACAUGGUGCCGGGGAUAGAGUACCUGUACCUGUCCCACAACAAGCUGGAUGGGGAGGGAGUGGAGCCACAGGCCUUCUUCGGUGCUCACACCUCCAUGACAGAGCUGUGUUUAGACCACAACCAGCUGGUUACGGUUCCCCCUGGCAUCAACCAGAUGAGCGCUCUGCACUUCCUCCACCUCAAUAACAACAGAAUCAGGACCUUUGCCGAGGAUGCCAUCUGUGACCCUGAGAACAACGAGGACUCCCACAUCGUGAUGCUGCGUCUGGAAAACAACCUCAUCGACCCCAGAAAGAUCUCCCCCAUUGCCUUCUCCUGCGUACGCUCUUACUCGAGCGUCGUCUUGAAACCUCAGUGGACCAAGUAACAGGAUUUGAAAAACUGUGUGGCAGAAUUGCCAAAACAGAUCCCCUUCUUCCUUAGGCACCCCUGUAGAUCUUAAAGGCUGGGAUAGGCGGAAACAAUAUGGCGACAUUUCCACACAGCCAAUCACAAGGCAAGAGGAAGCCAUUAUCCUCUCAGAUCAACAGAGCCUGGAAUUCAGCCGCUGUUAUUUUAGCAAAACAAAUCCAAAACCAAAAGAAAAAUGUCAGUGAAAUCACCAAAACUACAAACUGUAUCUCAUUGUUAGAGUCAUGCAACACAAUUCAUUUCAACAACCAUGAGAGAGAGAGGAGAGAGAGAGAGAGACAGAGAGGAGAGAGAGAGACAGAGAGAGUGAGAGAGACAGAGAGAGAGUGAGAGGGAGAGAGAGAGAGAUUGAGAGAGAGACACCAAGAGAGAGCGAGAGAGACAGCGAGAGAGAGAGAGACAGCGAGAGAGAGAGAGAGAGAGAGAGAGACAGCGAGAGACAGAGAGAUACAGCGAGAGAGAGAGACAGCGAGAGAGAGAGAGAGAGACAGCGAGAGAGAGAGAGAGACACAGAGAGAGAGACAGCGAGAGAGAGAGAGAGACACAGAGAGAGAGACAGAGAGAGAGACCUUCCACUCCUGAUUUUCCAUCUUCUAAAACUCCAUGGAUGGAAACAGUGAGGCACAGCUUCUUGGACUUGUUCCUAAAACCUUAAUUUAAAAGAUUGAAGUGUUUGAAUAAGACCUCCUAGCAGAGUUAACCUCAGCAUGAUCUGGUCUGCAUCCCAAAUUGCAAGCUCUUCCCAUAUAUAUAUAUAUAUAUAUAUAUAUACACUGCUCAAAAAAAUAAAGGGAACACUAAAAUAACACAUCCUAGAUCUGAAUGAAUUAAAUAUUCUUAUUAAAUACUUUUUUCUUUACAUAGUUGAAUGUGCUGACAACAAAAUCACACAAAAAUUAUCAAUGGAAAUCAAAUGUAUCAACCCAUGGAGGUCUGGAUUUGGAGUCACACUCAAAAUUAAAGUGGAAAACCACACUAUAGGCUGAUCCAACUUUGAUGUAAUGUCCUUAAAACAAGUCAAAAUGAGGCUCAGUAGUGUGUGUGGCCUCCACGUGCCUGUAUGACCUCCCUACAACGCCUGGGCAUGCUCCUGAUGAGGUGGCGGAUGGUCUCCUGAGGGAUCUCCUCCCAGACCUGGACUAAAGCAUCCGCCAACUCCUGGACAGUCUGUGGUGCAACGUGGCGUUGGUGGAUGGAGUGAGACAUGAUGUCUCAGAUGUGCUCAGUUGGAUUCAGGUCUGGAAUCCUGAAUCCAAUAAAUCAGGAUGUAUUGUCAAUCACUGUUGCUUCCUAAGUGGACAGUUUGAUUUCACAGAAGUGUGAUUGACCUGGAGUUACAUUGUGUUGUUUCAGUGUUCCCUUUAUUUUUUGGAGCAGUGCAUAUAGUGCACUACUUUUGGCCAGGGCCGGUAGGGAAUAGGGUGCCAUUUGGGAUGUAGAUCUGGUGAUCGAGGGGUACAGAUGAGGAUGUAACAUGUCUUGAGAUGCCCUUUCAGUCCUUCCUUGUGAUUUAUUUUUUUUGGUCCCCAGUUUGAGACGUUGCUUCAGAUUUCGUUCGCUUGACGUUCCCCGACUGAGAGUAUAUAGAUGUAUCAACUAAACCACACACGUCCUCAAGUAAGCACAGAAAUAUAAAUAGAACCAUCUUUACCAGUCAAAUUGCCAGGGUUAGAGGUUCCAAGCCCGUUCUAUAGAUUGUAUUUCUAUGUCAAGCAGCGGGUCAGGAUCUACAAUAAGGAGAUUUACCUCUGAUAUAUAUAGGGAUAUGUAUAUUGGGAUAAUAUUAAUAAUCAGUAUGUUUUACAUAUGAUAUUGCUUUGCCCUCAACUGACUCAUUUCACCAGGCAUUCUAUAAGGGAAGUAUACUGUAGAAUGUAAACCCGUACAAUACAUUCUAUAAGGGAAGUAUACUGUAGAAUGUAAACCCGUACAAUACAUUCUAUAAGGGAAGUAUACUGUAGAAUGUAAACCCGUACAAUACAUUCUAUAAGGGAAGUAUACUGUAGAAUGUAAACCUGUACAAUACAUUCUAUAAGGGAAGUAUACUGUAGAAUGUAAACCCGUACAAUACAUUCUAUAAGGGAAGUAUACUGUAGAAUGUAAACCCGUACAAUACAUUCUAUAAGGGAAGUAUACUGUAGAAUGUAAACCCGUACAAUACAUUCUAUAAGGGAAGUAUACUGUAGAAUGUAAACCCGUACAAUACAUUCUAUAAGGGAAGUAUACUGUAGAAUGUAAACCCGUACAAUACAUUCUAUAAGGGAAGUAUACUGUAGAAUGUAAACCCGUACAAUAGUUUUCAGAGUUUGAAAUCUGUCUGCAACACCACGUGUACACGGCUGGCUAAGAUUUAAAAAUGGGGAUAUUGUGAAUUUAUAAAUAAAAAAGCUACAUUUGAGAAUUGCAUUAUCGACAAGUUCAUACAAAGUGCACGUUAUUUUUUUGUUCAUACCUGUACAAGCACACGAUGUCAGAACGACUUAAAAUAAAGCUUUACUUUGUUACGAAUCAAAUAA